AUGAAAGUCGCGCACAAAUCUGUCAGUGGAAUAAGUACGGGAAUAAUGAGAAAAUCAAAUCCAAAGGAAUUCGAUAACAAUGUGAAGGUUCACUCACUCGUGACAGAGUUCAAAGCUUACAAACCACCAGCAGGAAUAGUUGCUCCGCCUCUACUUAUCCUAGGCGAUGUUCACGGUCAACUCUACGAUAUGCUGGACAUACUGACUUUUGUCAGUAAACGCAUAUAUUUUACCAAGCUUCCUGAACUUCUAAAAAUUGGUCAUCCACCUCAGAAACGAUUACUCUUUCUUGGUGACUACGUUGACAGAGGAGAUUAUAGCCUGGAGACCAUCACUUUGCUGCUCGCUUUCAAGUUACGGUUUCCCAAAGAAAUCUACUUACUACGAGGAAAUCACGAGACAAGAUGUGUGAAUAGACAGUAUGGCUUCUUUGACGAGUGCAAGAGGAAAUUCCCAGAAAAAGGAGUCGAAUUAUGGACGCUCUUUCAACAUGUCUUCAACUGCCUUCCAAUGGCCGCACUAGUUGGCACUAAGAUUUUCUGUGCUCAUGGAGGGAUAUCCGAAGAUCUCAUCUCUUUCAAACAAUUCGAAAGUUAUGUUGAAAUCAUAAGGGCUUUUUACUGA
Molecule: messenger RNA, 624 nt
Organism: Haemonchus placei
Lineage: Eukaryota; Metazoa; Nematoda; Chromadorea; Rhabditida; Trichostrongylidae
Source: the annotation of a GenBank genome assembly